AUGGAAAUAUCUUUAGUUCGAUAUCCAAACAUGAAAAUUAUAGUAGUCGGUGUGUUGUUGGUGGUCUCCCUUGUGGGUCAACACCAAACCAGUGCCAAAAGUGUGCUGAGUACUUUGGCCAAUGAAAUAGGUCAGGAUGCCUCAGAGUUCGGCCACGAAUUGGGGGAGGAAGGCACUCAGUAUGGUCAGGAGGCCGCCAAUAGUGCAACUAAAUAUGGUCAGGCAGCAGACAAUGCCUCAUCCAGUUGGGAACUUGGACUAGACGGAAGCAUUUUUGGUCACGAGCUGGGAAACGAAGGCGAUCAAUUCGGACAGGAGGUUUCCAACAGCGCCAUCAACUUUGGACACCAAGUCUCCCAGGAAGCGGAGAGUGCAGCCAGCGCAGAACUUAGUUCCCUGAAGAACCAAUCCACAAAAUCCAUUUCAAAGAGGGAUGUCGCCGCUGACAACGAAAUUCCUUCGGUCACCUGUGCUUGCACCUGUUCCAGUGAUAAGUCUGCCUCCAAAGUUGCACAAACCAUCGCGGGCUCAGCCGCAAAUGCUGCUCACGAUGUUGCAGGAGCCGCUGCAGGUGCAGCUGGAACUAUUGCCCAUGAUGUGGGUAGUGCUGCUGGAAAUGUGGCCUCGAGUGUGGCCGGUGCUGCUGGAAGUGUUGCAGGUAGUGCUGCAAGUGCUGCCGGAACUAUUGCUCAUGAUGCCGCCAGUGCGGCUGGAAGUGUUGCAAGCGAUGCUGGAAGUGUGGCUGGGGAUGCAGCAAAUGCCGCUGGUAGUGUUGCAAGUGCUGCUGGAACAGUUGCUCAUGAUGCUGCGGGUGCAGCUUCAAGCGUAGCAAGUGAAGCCGGAAAAGACGCUGGAAGUGUUGCAAGUGCUGCUGGAAGUGUAGCCGGAGAUGCAGCAAAUGCUGCCAGCAAUGUUGCCGGAGAUGCAGCAAGUGCAGCUGGAAAGGUAGCUGGAAACGUUGCAAGUGCUGCUGGAAAUGUUGCUGGAGACGCAGCAAAUGCUGCCAGCAAUGUUGCCGGUGAUGCAGCAAGUGCUGCUGGAAAUGUUGCAAGUGCUGCAGGAAAUGUUGCCGGAGAUGCAGCAAGUGCUGCUGGAAACGUAGCUGGAAGUGUUGCAAGUGCUGCUGGAAAUGUUGCCGGAGAUGCAGCAAGUGCUGCUGGAAACGUAGCUGGAAGUGUUGCAAAUGCUGCUGGUAAUGCUGCUGGAGACGCAGCAAAUGCCGCCAGCAAUAUAGCAGGAGAUGCGGCGAAUGCUGCUGGAAACAUAGCUGGAAGUGUUGCAGGUGCUGCUGGAAAUGUUGCACAUGACGCCGGCGAUAUUGCCGGAGACAUUGGCAGUGCUGCUGGACAUAUUGCCGGAGACAUUGGCCAAGCAGCAGGCAACAUUGCAGGAGGUGCAGCAAAUGCUGCAGGCAACAUUUUCCACGCAAUAUUUUAGAGUUCCAUUACGCCUUCAUAUUUAUAAAAUAUAAUAAAUGAGCGAGCAAAUUAA
This is a messenger RNA of Drosophila ficusphila, 1491 nucleotides long. RefSeq names its product circumsporozoite protein. Bases 1 to 1437 code for a protein of 478 amino acids. Lineage: Eukaryota; Metazoa; Arthropoda; Insecta; Diptera; Drosophilidae. The record is from RefSeq and is a predicted model, not a curated record. The transcript has 5 exons.